UCACAGGAUGAGUUGGAUGAACUUCGGGCUGAAAUGGAAGAAAUGCGUGACAGCUAUUUAGAGGAAGAUGUUUACCAGCUGCAGGAGCUCCGGCGAGAGCUGGACCGGGCAAACAAGAAUUGCCGCAUUCUGCAGUAUCGUCUCAGGAAAGCGGAACAGAAAAGCUUGAAAGUUGCACAAACAGGCCAUGUGGACGGAGAGCUCAUUAGGAGCCUGGAGCAAGAUUUAAAGGUAGCCAAAGAUGUUUCUGUCAGACUGCACCAUGAACUGGAGAGCGUGGAGGAGAAACGUGUUAAAGCAGAAGAUGAAAAUGAAAUCCUUCGGCAGCAAAUUAUUGAGGUGGAAGUAUCCAAGCAGACACUGCAAAAUGAGCUGGACAAGUUAAAAGAGAGCUCCCUGAAGAGAAGAGGCAGCAGAGAAAUGCACAAAGAAAAAAAGGCAUUUACCCAGGAGGACAGCGCUGAUUUGAAGUGCCAGCUCCAGUUUGCCAAAGAGGAGGCAGCACUGAUGCGUAAGAAGAUGGCCAAACUGGGGAGGGAGAAGGAUGAACUGGAGCAGGAGCUCCAGAAGUACAAGUCCAUCUAUGGAGAUGUGGACAGUCCCCUGCCUACCGGGGAGGCAGGGGGCCCACCCAGCACCAGGGAGGCCGAGCUGAAGCUUCGUCUGAAGCUGGUGGAAGAGGAAGCCAACAUACUGGGCAGAAAAAUAGUGGAACUGGAGGUGGAGAACAGGGGGAUUAAAGCUGAGAUGGAGGAUAUGAGGUGUCAGUAUGAAAAAGAGUGUCUCAGCAGGGACCACAUUUCAAGCAUUCCUACCUCGCCCUACGGCGACUCCGUGGAGUCGGCCACGGAGCUGCGCCGGCACCUGCAGUUCGUGGAAGAGGAAGCAGAACUGCUGAGACGGUCGAUCUCUGAAAUCGAGGAUCACAACAAGCAGCUAACAAACGAGCUGAACAAAUUCAAGUUUGAGCCAGGCCAGGAGCCGGGCUGGUUGGAUGAUGCCACGUCCAAGUGUGGUGGCACCUUGCAAGAGGAGCUGAAGUCAGCCAGGUUGCAAAUCAAUGAGCUGAGCGGGAAAGUGAUGAAGCUCCAGUAUGAGAACAGGGUCCUGAUGUCCAAUGUCCAGCGUUACGAUCUUGCCUCUCACCUGGGCCUGCGCACUUCCAGCCCCAGGGACAGCGAUGCUGACAGUGAUGCUGGGAAGAAGGAGAGUGACAGCGAAGAGGGUCGCCCACCCCAGCCAAAGAGAGAGGGGCCCAUCGGGGGCGAGAGUGACUCUGAAGAAGUUUAUGAGAAGACAUCGGGUUUUGGGAGCGGGAAGCCGUCGGAAGUCAGUGACCUGUGCUCUGCUGAGCUCAUGAGAGUGAAAGAGGACACCGAGUCUUUAAUUAACAUCAAACGUGAAGCUGAGCGGCUCGAAAGGACUGUGGACCGCCUUAUCACUGAUACGGACAGCUUGAUUUAUGACGCGAAGGUGCAUGUAACCAGCAGCCCAUCUACUGAGCAAGUUUUCAAAAGUGGUGAGGAAAGGGGAGAAGAUAAGCACGAACCUGAGCUUCUGGACACCAUCAACUCCAGGAUGAAAUCUUUCCGGAAGGAGCUGCAGACCUUCCUGGAGAAGGUUGAUCACAUUGGGGAGGGCCUUAAGGAGCAGAUGGAGGACCUCUCCCCUCUUCCCCAUCUCACAGAGUCUUCCAGUUUUCUAUCCACAAUGACGUCCAUGUCUCGAGACUCUCCCAUUGGUAACCUGGGGAAGGAGUUAAUCACCGACUUCCAGUCCAAACUGAGGGAUCAGAUGGAGUGGCAGCUCAAACAAGAUCGUGGAGAGGAGCGAGAGAUUCACCACCAGCGAGCCACCACCGACCCACACCGCAGAGCUGAUGGAGACAUUAAACUCUACAGGCCAGGAGACAAGGGCUGUUUCAGUCUAGAGCUCAGGGAUUCCCAUGUUUUACCUGUACAGAAUGUAUCGAUACAGGAGCUUCAGGCUCAGCUUGAGCAGGAGACGAGACUUCACCGAGAGGAGCAAGAAAAGUUUACAGAAAGGAUCAUCCAGCUGGAGGAGGAGCACAUGCAGACCCUGCGGAGGAAAGACUUGGAAGUGCAGAGCUUGACUUUGCAGAACAAACUGGAAGAGAAGACAUGGAGCCAGGAGAAAAGUCUGCUGCAGCAAGAACUCAGGCAUUUCAAGCAGGACACCUUUCUCCUAUAUGUCAAACUGAAGUGGCUGCUGAAACAUUGGCGGCAAGGAAAGCGGAUGGAGGAGGAAGGGGAGGACAUAUUAGAGAUCGAGCACCCUGAGACCCUCCCAGACCUUGGCAUUCAGUCUGAGCAGAAGACGGACGAGGCAGAGCGAGAGGAGGAAGAAGAGGAUGUUGUGUUUGCACUGUCAGAUUUCUCCCAGCGCCCCACCACAGAGAACGCAGAUCAUGGACCACAGCUGCAGACUGCAGAAUUACUGCAGCAGCAGAAGCAGGCAAGUGAAAAUCGGAAGCUCCUGAGCGCUCUGAAGGGCUUGCUGGAUGACUUCCGCUCGGAGCUGCGGGAUGAGGAGCGCGAGCGCCAGGGGCUCCAGCAGCAAUAUGCCCUGCACAAGGCAGCCUGGGAGGUGGAAAUGACUGAACUGAAGUGCCACCUUGAACAGCUGGAAGGGAAGAGUGAGAACACCUCAGGAGAAACAGGCCUCACUUCUGAUGCAAAGGGAGCUUUUAAAAGGGCAAGAGAGGAGCACAAGAAGCUUCUGGCUGAGAGUCAUGGUGUGGUGAUGGACCUCCGCUGGCAAAUCCAGCACAGUGAGAAGAACUGGAAUCGGGAAAAGGUGGAGCUCCUGGACAGGCUUGAUAGAGACCGGCAAGAAUGGGAGCGUCAAAAGAAGGAGCUGCUCAGGAGGAUAGAGCAGCUUCAGAAAGAAGUGAGCCCACGAAGAGGAGGUGGUUUUCUGUGUGACCAGAAAGAGAGUAACCUUCGUCCAUUUGCGACCCAGGGGAACCUUCAUGUGCCUCGUUCGAUGGGGUCAAGAUCCUACUCUGAUUCAGACGCCAUUCAGUUUGAUGAUCGGUCACUAUCUAAGCUGAAGGAGAGCGACCGGUGCAGUGCCACAGAAAACCUCUUUCUGGAGUCUCUGUCUCUUGAUUCCCCCGACGAGUCUGAUGAGCACCGGUCUCGGCAGCUGGAGCGGGAGAAAUUCUUGACCGGAUUAACGGAAGAGGAGGAAACACACAAAGGAAAUCUUCAAAGGGCGAUGUCCGUUUCUUCCAUGUCAGAAUUUCAGCGCCUCAUGGAUAUUUCUCCAUUUCUACCAGAAAAAAACUUGCCUUCCUCCAGCAGCAAAGAUGACAUAACCCCUCCCCUCUCUCCUGAUGACCUGAAAUACAUCGAGGAGUUCAACAAAAAUUGGGAUUACAGUAACACUAGGAACCAUGGUGGGGCUACCGAGAAGCCUGCUGAAGGCUGGGCAGAAAGGACAGAAACUGGGAAAGCCGGGAAUGAUCCUGCUUCAGAUCCCUUCCAGGCAUCAUCAUGGUACCUCACCACCAGUGUCACUAUGACAACUAACACCAUGACCAGCCCGGAGCACUGCCAGAAGCAGCCAACGAGGAGUCACGGUGUAACUGAAAAAAUGGGAGUUCGGGUCUUUCACAGCCCACCGGUUGUCCGUAGGUUUGAUAACUCGGUGAUAGCUGGCAGCGAAGGGAAAAACCAGGUUGAGCCGGACUUCCUGUUUUCUGUGACCAAAGCUAUGGGGAAUGUCGCUGAGACAAAAGGUGCUUCCUCAGAUAUGUUUGGAAGAUGGUCUUGUGACCUGGCCAAACAUCAUAAGGAUUUUCUGGAGAGUGGUCUUCAUCCCAUUGAACGUCCUAUUUGCACUACUGUGGGCUUUGCCUCACCCUUGCACAGCUUGGAGAUGUCCAAAAACAUGAGUGAUGAUAUGAAGGAGGUCGCUUUCUCUGUCCGAAACGCAAUACGCUCUAACUCUAAUUCAACAGAGCCUCAGUUUAAGGACACUGCAUGUCAAACCAAUGGUAUGAGAACAACAGGGACGCAGACCACCCAGACGAUCAGUGUUGGCUUGCAGACGGAAACCCUGCGCAGUAUCACCAGCAGUCCACACAAGUGUCUGACACCAAAGGGGGGGUCCACGCCUGUCUCUUCACCAUCCAGAAGCCUAAGAAGCAGGCAGGUGACCCCCGUCAUUGAAAAGGUCCAGGCUAAGUUUGAACGCACAUGCUGCUCCCCCAAAUACGGCUCCCCAAAGUUGCAAAGAAAAAUCCUUCCCAAAUCAGACCAGCCAAAUAACCGGACUUUGCCUGGCACACCUCAGAAAGGAUUCAGUGAGUCCGCUUGGGCUAGAUCAACUACUACAAGGGAGAGUCCUGUCCACACCACCAUCAAUGAUGGCCUCUCCAGUUUGUUCAACAUUAUUGACCAUAGCCCCAUCUUUCAUGAGACCUUCCAAAAAUGCCCCAGGUCUAGCAGCCGGUCCAGGUCAGCAGAACCCAGACCAGAACUGGGCCCAGUGCAGGAGCCGUGUACAAAUGCCCGUGGCAGAUCACCCAGUCCUCUCCGGUUGGGGACAGAGACGCAAAAGGAAGAAGGGACUGAGGUGACAAGUAUCAGGCAGGACUUAUCUGCUCCUCCAGGGUAUACACUUACAGAAAAUGCUGCCAGGAUCUUGAAUAAGAAACUUUUGGAGCAUGCCUUAAAGGAAGAGAGAAGGCUACCUUCACACAGCCCACCAAAUCUUAGCAAUGACAACAGCACAGGAGAAAUUGUCAAAGUAGAUCCAGGGUCCAUAGAGAACCAAACUGUCUUAUUAACUGCCCCCUGGGGACUCUAA
Messenger RNA from Egretta garzetta (little egret), 4836 nucleotides. It is a transcript of the gene MTCL1, whose product is annotated as microtubule crosslinking factor 1. Gene Ontology annotation, biological process: microtubule bundle formation; establishment or maintenance of epithelial cell apical/basal polarity; regulation of autophagy. The record is from RefSeq and is a predicted model, not a curated record. Gene Ontology annotation, molecular function: microtubule binding. Gene Ontology annotation, cellular component: lateral plasma membrane; microtubule bundle; spindle pole. The transcript has 14 exons. NCBI's taxonomy places the organism in Eukaryota, Metazoa, Chordata, Aves, Pelecaniformes, Ardeidae. The coding region runs from base 34 to 4836 and encodes 1600 amino acids.